Molecule: messenger RNA, 13864 nt
Organism: Bradysia coprophila
Lineage: Eukaryota; Metazoa; Arthropoda; Insecta; Diptera; Sciaridae
Gene: kst
Product: spectrin beta chain, non-erythrocytic 5 kst
Molecular function (GO): phospholipid binding; protein binding
Source: RefSeq, a predicted model, not a curated record
CGAAGGUACGAUAAUUGCUUAAAAAAAACUAAGAACCUGGUAAAUGAUGGUUACGUAAACCUGAUUUGAUUGAUAUUUGAGCUUAUUGCAAGUUUUGGCGAAAAAAGUGACUAAGUGGGACGACUGUGAUUGUAUUGCAUUUGUGAAAAGGUUCAAUUUUCUCGGCAAAUUUAGCCGUGUAGAGAGACGUGUAUGUAGUGUUUAAAGUAAAUGAAAAUAUUUUCUGUUAUUUACUUUAAUCGAUAAAAGUAAUUAUAGCAGCUGAUAAACUGAAACAUGUAUCCAACUAGAAGAUAUGGAUUAUACUAUGAACCAGGUGGAUAUGCAACACAAGUGCAACAACGCUCCAACAUGACCCAACGGGAGGGAAUUCACAAGUUCGAAAAUGAACGAAUAAAAACAUUACAAGAAGAACGGUUACACAUACAAAAGAAAACAUUUACAAAAUGGAUGAACUCGUUUUUGGCCAAGGCCAAAAUGGAGGUCGAAGAUCUCUUCGUCGAUCUAGCAGACGGUAUAAAGUUACUAAAAUUAUUGGAAAUAAUAUCCGGUGAAAAGUUAGGCAAACCCAACAACGGACGAAUGCGAGUACAUAAAAUCGAAAAUGUGAACAAAAGUUUAGCAUUUUUACACACAAAGGUUCGACUUGAAUCAAUUGGUGCUGAGGAUAUUGUUGAUGGAAAUCCACGCCUAAUUCUAGGUCUAAUAUGGACAAUAAUUCUUCGUUUUCAAAUUCAGGAAAUUGAAAUCGAUGUGGAUGAAGAUAAUGAAUCAUCUGAAAAGAGAUCAGCUAAAGAUGCGUUGCUACUGUGGUGUCAGCGUAAAACGCAUGGUUAUCAAGGUGUCAACAUUACGGAUUUCACCGGUUCAUGGCGAUCUGGUUUAGGUUUCAAUGCACUGAUUCAUUCACAUCGACCGGAUUUGUUUGACUACUCAACAUUGACGCCCGGCAAGAAUAUCGAAAAUCUCAACCAUGCGUUCAAUUUGGCCAACGAUGAGCUGGGAAUAAAUCGAUUACUGGAUGCUGAAGACGUUGACACACAUCGGCCCGAUGAAAAGUCCAUUCUCACCUAUGUGGCAUCGUACUAUCACACAUUUGCACGCAUGAAAAAUGAACAGAAAAGUGGCAAGAGAAUUGCGAACAUUGUGGGCAAAUUGAUGGACGCCGAUAAACGAAAAGCCCAUUACGAACGACUAACAACAAACCUGCUGAGCUGGAUUCGACACAAAACCAAUGAGCUGCAAACUCGAGAUUUUCCAAAUUCAUUGGAAGGCAUUCAGAAGGAGUUGUUGCUGUUCAAACAAUAUCGCACGAUCGAAAAACCUCCAAAAUAUAAAGAGCGCAGUGAAAUCGAAGCGCUGUUCUUCACCAUCAAUACCCUGUUGAAGACGCUGCAUCAGCCGCAUUACAUACCACAAGAUGGCCAAUUAAUCAAUGAUAUUGAAAAGGCCUGGCAGCUUCUGGAAUAUGCCGAACAUCAUCGUGAAGUAGCUCUGCGCGAAGAAUUACUGCGACAAGAGAAGCUCGAGCAGCUGAACUAUAAAUUCGAAAAGAAGUCGGUACUGCGUGAGGGCUAUCUGAAAGAAAUGAUUCAAGUGCUGUCCGAUCCACGAUACGGAGCCAAUUUCGGACAAGUUGAUGCAACCGUCAAAAAGCAUGAAGCCAUUUCGGCCGAUAUUUUGGCUCGUGUCGAACGUUUUAAUGAUUUGACCGCAAUGGCCACCGAAUUGGAAAAGGAAAACUAUCACGGUAAGGAUCGAGUGAAGAAACGUGAAUCGGAAGUGUUGCAGAAGUGGCGACAUCUGUUGGAAUUGCUGGAUAAUCACAAGAACAAUUUAUCGCAAAUGAGCAAUCUGAUGAAUUUGUUGCGCGAAAUCGACGCUACGCUUGCAAACAUUCGUGAACUUGAAAUCCAAUUCGCUUCGGAAGAUGUGGGCCCACAUUUGUUCGGUGUUGAAGAGUUACUGCAGUCCCAUUCGCUACAAGAAUUGCAAGUUAAUUCCCUUGGCGAAACCCAGAGACGAUUUGUCCGGCAAGGACUGACUGCAAAACAUGCUGAACAUAAAGACAUUGCUGCGUUGACGAAAAAACUCGAAGAAUUGAACGUUGCUUACGAAAAAUUAUUGAAACAAUGUGCACAGCGUCGCAAUCGUUUGGAGGAAGCCCGGAAUUUCUACUUAUUCUUGGAAGACUACGACAACGAAGAGGGCUGGCUGGUCGACAAACAACGUAUCUGCAAAACUGGCAUCACUGCCAAAGAUCUUCGUGCUGUGAUGUCGUUGCAACAGAAGCAUAAAGCGCUAGACGAUGAAAUCAAAGUGAGAAAACCAAAAUCGAUGCAAAUGGCCGAAGCUGGAAAGAAAUUAGUGGCCGACAAGCAUUUGCGCUCGUUGGAAAUCAAAGCACGCAUCGAUUCGUUGCAAGAACAUUGGAAGGCUUUGGAAGAUUUAGUCGAACUACGUCGCCGUCAGCUGGAUGAUGCAGCUGAAGCGUAUCAGUUCUAUACCGAUGCAAAUGAAGCCGAUUCAUGGCUGAACGAGAAAAUGGCAUUGGUAGCGUCCGACGAUUACGGUGUCGAUGAGCCAUCCGCACAAGCAUUACUGCAGCGUCAUCGAGAUUUACAAGGAGAAUUGAACGCAUAUUCAGGGGACAUUCUCAACUUGAACCAACAGGCCGACAAACUGAUCAAGGCAGGCAUCUGUACACUAGAGCUGACUGCCGAACCGGAACCGAUUCAGGAAUUGGAACAAGAAGAAUGGGUGAACGAAACCCGAUUGGUGCCGAAGGAAGUGUGGGAAGACGAACCGGUUGAACGGUUGGAGAAGCGUAUGGUAACUGAAAACAAAUUGCUUCCACAUGUGAAGGCAUCAUACGCCUUCGAAGGUCAAGGUGUCAAAAUGGCCAAAGGAGAAGUUAUGAUUUUGCAAAGUAAAUCGAAUGCAGAUUGGUGGUCGAUACGUAAACUGGACGGUUCGGAAGGAUUUGUGCCGGCUAAUUAUGUGAAAGAGAUCGAAGCAAGACCCGUGCCGUGCCUAGUACCGAAAACCGAAAAAGUCAAAACGAUGCAGAAGGUCCGGAAAACGAUUUUAGUGCGACAAGUUGUGCCAGUGAAGCGUGUCAAGCCAGCUAAAGUAUCGCAAGUGCGACCACUAGUUAAACGUCGUGCUCCUACUGAACUCAAUGACGCCAAUGAUAGUGUGGAAAAGCGACAGAAACGCAUCAACACAACGUACGAUCAACUGCAAGAUUUUGCCCAAAAACGGCAUGCGCUCCUGGAGGAUUCGAUUUGCCUGUUCGGAUUUUAUCGCGAGUGUGACGACUUCGAGAAGUGGAUCAAAGACAAGGAGAAAAUGUUGAAAACCGAGGAGGCGAACGAGGACGUUGAAACAGCAAAACGUAAAUUUGAAAAGUUCUUGACCGACUUGUCGGCCUCAUCCAAACGCGUUGAAUCAAUCGAUUCGGCUGUGGAAGAUUUCGUACGCCAAGGUCAUUCCCAGCUGGACAAAGUCAAAGCACGACAACGUCAGAUCCAUCAAAUGUGGGAUCAUUUGAACUAUCUUAAGUCGCAAAAGGAAAAGAAUUUGGAAGGUGCCUCCAGUGUCGAAUUGUUCAAUCGAACUUGUGACGAGGCAGUCGACUGGAUGAGGGAAAAGAUGACACAAUUGGAUAUCGCCGAAGUUGGACCAGAUCUAAAAACGGUACAGGCAUUGCAGCGACGUCACCAACAUUUGGAACGUGAAUUGGCUCCGGUUGAAGAGAAAGUCAAUCGCGUGAAUCUUCUAGGGAACAGCGUCAAAAAUUCGUAUCCAACCGAAAGGGGCAACGUUACCGGUCGUCAGAAAGAGAUCCAGGAUAUGUGGAAACAAACACAAGCCAAAGCAUUGGAACGACGUUCUCGACUCGAAAAUGCGGUUGGCCAGCAAAUCUUCAUCAACAGUUCGAAGAAUCUGUUAGCCUGGAUCGAUUCCGUUAAAGAACAACUGAAUGCCGAUGAAACGGCACGCGAUGUCGAGACAGCCGAGAAUCUAUUGAAAAAGCACAAUGAACUCGGAGACGAGAUACGUGGCCAAGAUAAUGAAUUCAAGGAGCUAAUUGCCUUGGGUAAUCAAUUGACCGAACGCAAUCCAAGUUUGACCGACGUGCCGGAGAUAGUGCAACGAUUAAAGGCCGAACAAGAUGCCGUUCAACGUGGAUGGAAUGAAAAACAAAAAUGGCUUCAACAAUGCGUUGAGCUUCAAAUAUUCAACCGGGAAGCGGAUAAGAUCGAUGCUACCACCAAAGGACACGAGGCAUUCUUGGAGUACACAGAUUUGGGUCGUUCGCUUGAUGAAGUGGAAUCGAUUAUGAAACGACACGCAGACUUUGAGAAUACGCUUGGUGCUCAGGACAAAGUUUUGCGCUCAUUUUCCGAUCAUGCGGACAAAUUAAUCGCCAACAAGCAUUACGACUCGCCCUACAUCGAUAAACGUCGUACCGAGGUGAUUGCUCGACGAAAUGCUGUCAAAAAUCUAGCUAUGGCCCGUCGUCACGCCCUACAACAAUCCAAAGAUUAUCAGAAAUUCCGUGCUGAGGCCGGCGAUCUGAACACAUGGUUGGACGACAAGAUGAAAAUUGCUGGAGACGAAAAUUACAGAGACCUGACCAAUCUGCCCAGGAAAUUGCAAAAGCACAAAGCUUUCGAACGAGAGCUACGAGCCAAUGAGGGACAACUCCGGAAUAUCAACAAAGAUGCUGACGCAUUGCUGGCAGCCAACAAUCGCGUUCCAGAAGUGCAAAAACGAACAGGCGAGUUAAAUUCGAAGUGGAAGAAUUUGCUGGCAUUGUCACAGGACAAAGGACGGCGAUUAGAGCAGGCUGUCUCGCAACGGGAUCAUAACCGUUGCAUUGAAGACGCAAAGAAGAAAUUGAAUGAAUUGGACGCGUCGUUGCAAAGUAAAGAAGUCGGUCAGGAACUGCGAAGUUGCAAGAAUUUACUGAACCGUCACCAACAGCUGGAAGCCGAAAUCACUUUGUGGGAACAAAAAAUCUCUGAGCUGGUAACGUCUGGAGAAGAGAUGGCUCACGAAGGUCAUUUCGAUUCCAAAAAUAUCAAGGACGAAACGAAGGAGAUACAAAAUCAAUUCAAAAACCUGAAGGGGCCAGUCGAUCGCCGACGUGCCGCUUUGGAGGAGAGUUUGCGAUUCCACAAUUUCGUUUUCGAAUUGGACGCUGAAAUGCAAUGGAUCACCGAACAUUUGCCAGCCGCUAGCUCGGAUGUUAUGGGACAGAAUUUGCAUCAGGCGCAAAGUCUCUACAAAAAACACAAAAAAUUGCAAACUGAGAUCAGUGGCCAUCAGCCAAUGAUAACCAGGGCACUAUCAUCCGCACAGGCACUUGUCGAUCAACAUCAUCCCGAGAAGAAGAAGGUGAAAGAGCUCUGCAAAGGAUUAGAAGCAGCUUGGGCCGAUCUGGAAGACAAAGCCACCGAUCGUGCGAAGAAACUCGAACUGUCAUUAAAAGCGCAACAAUAUCUCUCCGAAGCUGGUGAAAUUGAAACGUGGCUGGGCGAACGAAACAAUGUUCUGAAAUCAACGGAUUACGGUCGUGACCGAGACUCCGCCACAAAACUGCUCACCAAACACAAAACCAUCGAAUUGGAAUUGGACACCUACUCGGGCAUCAUAUCCGAAAUGGGACACACGGCUGCGCAAAUGGUGUCACAUCAACAUCCCGACAGCAAGCUGAUCGCAUCGAAGCAACAAUUGAUCGAGAAAAUGUUCAAAUCGUUGCAACGCCUUGCCGGCCAGCGACAAAUGCGUUUGAUGGAAAGCAUGUACCGUCACGAAUAUUUCCUGGAGUCCACCGAACUGGAGCAAUGGAUCAGAGAGCAGGAACAAGCCGCAUCGUCGGAGGACUAUGGUCAAGAUUACGAACAUUUGUUGCUGCUGCAGAACAAAUUCGACGAUCUGAAACACCGUGUCGAAGUGGGAGCCGAACGUUUCAAUCAAUGCAACGAAUUUGCUAAGAAAUUGCUGGCCACUGAUACGUCAUACGUGGCAGACAUUGAAAAGAGUCAAGAUCAACUUGGUUCAAGCGGAUCUGAGGCAUUGGCUGAUGUUAUUAAUAAACACGAGGAGAUACGAACUUCCUGGCAAAAUCUGUUGAAGCUGUUGUCACAACGCGAACAAAAACUCCAUGGUGCUGGUGAAAUUCAUCGUUUCCAUCGCGAUGUGGCCGAAGCUCUGUUCCGCAUUCAAGACAAAAACGCUGCAUUGUCGAAUGAGUUGGGUCGCGAUUUGAAUUCGGCUCUGGCAUUGCUACGGAAGCACGAAGGUUUCGAAAAUGAUUUGGUCGCAUUGGAAGCUCAAUUGCAAGUUUUGGUCGAAGAUUCUGUUCGACUACAAGCGAAGUAUCCGUCGAAUGCGGUCGCUAUCGUCCAUCAACAAGAUAAUGUUGUCAGUGCAUGGAAUGAAUUGAAAGAAAAAUCGGCAGCUCGCAGUGAUCAAUUAGCUGCAAGUUGUGAUCUUCAGCACUUGCUCACUCAAGUUCGUGAUUUAAUGUCUUGGGCUUCCAAUUUGCGUGCAACACUACAGGCCGAAGAACAUGUCCGUGAUGCAGCUGGUGCAACCGCAUUAAAAUUGCAACACGACGCCAUUUACAAUGAAAUCGAAGCUCGAGAAGAGAAAUUCCGUAUGCUGAACGAAUUGAGCGAUUCUUAUGUUCAAACCGGUCAUUAUGCAUCUGCUGAAGUUGAGGAACGUUGUGCUGCACUGUUGGAUGAACGACAACGAUUGCACACCGCAUGGAAUAAGAAAAAAGUUCUUCUCGAACAGAAAAUCGAUUUAUUCUGCUUCCUGCGUGAUGCCAAGCAAAUCGACAAUUCAUCCAGUUCGCAAGAAGCCGCACUAUCCAGCUCCGAUUUCGGACAAACAGUUGAAGUUGUUCAAGAUCAGAUUAAACGACACGAUGCUUUCGAGAAGUUGAUUCAGACACAAGACGAAAAGGUGGCAUUGCUGCAGGAACAUGGUCGAAAAUUGGUGGAGCAAAAUCACUACGACAGCAAACACAUCAACCGACGGCAAGAGGAAGUUAUUCAGAAACGGAUGAGAGUGAAACAAUUGUGUGCGCUGCGACGUCAGAAAUUGGACGAUGCAUUGCUCUACGCACAGUUUGUUCGCGAUUGUAACGAAGCUGAAUCGUGGAUAUCAGAGAAGCAUAAGAAAUUGGAGGCGGACGCUAACAAUUACUCCGAACUCAGUGGUUUGGAAGACAAAAUCAAACAACUCCAGAAACAUCAAGCAUUACAAGCCGAGGUUGCCGCCAAUGAGAUUCGAAUCAAGGAGAUUAAGAAAACGGGUGAAAUUCUCAUCGGAAAGAAUCACGAAAGCAAAGUGGAAAUUAAAGAUGCCGUCGAAAAGGUGCUGAAAGCCUGGUUCGACCUGCUGAACGAAUUGGAUCAGCGUGGCCGUGGAUUGGAAGAAGCUCAAGAUAUUUUAGAGUUCAACAAUCAUCUGGAUAAGAUCGAGGCCUGGAUCCGGGACAAGGAAAUGAUGGUGCAAGCUGGUGACACGGGCAGAGAUUUGGAACAUUGUAAUGCUCUGCGUAGGAAAUUGGAUGACGUCGAUUCCGACAUGCGUGUGGACGAUCAGCGUAUCAAAAAUAUUAAUGUCUUGGCUGACAAGCUGCUGAAUCAAGGUCAGGUACCCAAUGAAAUGAAAACCGUACAGCAACGGAGGAAUAACUUCAAUGCCAAAUGGAAGGCUCUACAGGGAGCACUCAACGCUUAUCGUUCAUUAUUGGCUGGUGCCUAUGAAAUUCACGUAUUCAAUCGAGACAUCAACGACACACUCGAACGUAUUGCUGAAAAGAGUCUGGCGAUGAGUACCGAUGACACAGGUCGUGACCUGGGUGCCGUGGAAAGUUUGAUACGUAAACAGGAGACUCUUGAACGCGACAUGACGGCCAUCGAACAAAAAAUUGUGGAUGACGAAAAGUCGGCCAAUAAGCUCAAGGCCAAGUAUCCGAAACGAGUGGACGACAUUGACGGUAAACUGGAAGAAGUGAAGAAAGCUUGGCAAAAUCUGCUGGAGCUCAGCGUUGUGCGUAAAGGUAUUCUGACCGAUGCGUAUGCCGUCCAAAAAUUUGCUACCGACGUAAAGGAAAUGGAACUGUGGGUCAACGACAUCAUCAAGAAAAUGAACUCCGCUCCGAAUCCAUCAACAAUUACCGAAUCCGAAUCGCAAUUGGAAUUGCAUCAAGAACGGAAAGCUGAAAUCGAUGGUCGUGACGAUGCAUUCAGGUCGUUGCGUAAGCAUGGCGAAGGUCUAGUUGCUGCGAACGAAGCUAAAUUCCAUGAGGCAGCCGUUAAAAAGGCGUUGCAAACAUUGGAAGAAUUGCACGAAAGUUUACGACGUGCGUGGCUCCGUAAGGAGCAACAGCUUCGUGAAGCUCAUCAAUUGCAACAGUUCAAGGCCCAAACUGAUCAAAUUGACGUUUGGUUGGCAAACAAAGAAGCCUUCCUGAAUAAUGAUGACCUGGGGGACAGUUAUACUGGAGUGGAGACGCUGAUCAAGAAACAUGAAGCCUUCGAAAAAUUGCUCGUUUCGCACAACAUCGAAAAAUUGGAGCAAUCUGCUGCCGACAUCUUGAACAAAGACAUGAAUGAUUCCAGCAAAGCAAUUCCGUCGUCUAAGGAUGCCGUGCAGAAACGGUACGAAGAUGUCCUGUCUCGUAAUGUACGACUUUUGAAUGCGUCCGAAGCCCGGAAGGCAAAACUGCAAGAAUCGUUCCAAUUACAACAAUUCCUGCGCAAUUUGUACGAAGUGGAACGUUGGCUGAAUCAGAAAAUGCAAACCGCCCUGGACGACAAUUACCGUGAUCCGACCAAUUUGCAAAGUAAAAUUCAAAAGCAUGCGGCAUUCGAUGCCGAAUUGAAUGCAAACACGAACCGCAUCGAGCUGGUCAUAGCUGAGGGUGAAGCCUUAAGUGAUUCGAAACAUUUUGCCGCUAAGGAGAUUAUCACACAGUUGGAGAUGCUCGAAUCGGAUUGGCAAAAGUUGCAAGAAGCGUCAAGGGAAAAGAAAGAUCGCUUGGAACAGGCGUACGAGGCGUUGCAAUUCGGUAGAAGCUUAGACGAAUUCAACACAUGGAUGGAUGAGAUCGAAUCGCAUUUGUCAUCCGAAGAUUACGGAAAGGACCUGGCGUCCGUCAACAAUCUGCUGAAGAAACACGAAAUGCUAGAAGCCGAUGUCACCCAUCAUUCGGACACUUGCGAUCAAAUUACCGAGACCGACAAAAAGUUCUUCAAUUCAAAUCAUUUCCUCAAAGACGAAAUCCACGAAAAGGCUAUGAACGCCGUGAAACGAUAUAAUUCCCUGCACGAACCAACAACCAUACGCCGCGACAAUUUGGACGAUUCACUGCUGCUACAUCAAUUCUUACGCGAUGCUGAGGACGAACUGCAAUGGUUAAAUGAGAAAGAACCACAGGCUGCAUCCAAAGAGCUGGGUACGAGUUUAACGUCGGUUCAAAGUUUGCAGAAGAAGCAUCAAGCACUGGAAGCGGAGAUUCUUUCACAAGAACCGCUAAUUUCGUCCUUACUGCAACGUGGUGCACAAAUGGUCCGUGACGGUCACUUCGCCAGCGAUCAGAUUGACGCUCAGUCGAAUUUGUUGCAAAAGAAAUUGGUGAACUUGCGUGAUCUGGCUAGCAUUCGACGAUUGCGAUUGUUGGAUGCGGUGGAAAGUCAAAUGUUUUACGUCGAAGGCAAUGAAGCUGAGACGUGGAUGAGGGAAAAACGACCGACCUUGGCAUCGACUGACUAUGGCAAAGACGAGGAUUCAGUACAGUCGCUGCAAAAGAAAUUGGAUGCAUUGGAGCGCGAACUGACCGCCUUCAACGGAUCGGUAAACAAAGUUGAAAAGCUGGCCAGCGGACUGAUCGAACGCAACCAUUUCGAUAGCAAAAACAUAAAACACAAAAACGAGUCCGUUCAAGCCCAUUACAUCGAAUUGAAAACGUUGCUGAAACAGCGUGAGCUUCACUUGAUCGAAAGCGGAAAACUUUACGAAUUCCUUCGAGAAAUCGAAGAGGUCCAUGAAUGGAUCGCCGAUCAAAUGGCAGUGACUGCAUCGGAGGAAUACGGUGAAGAUGUUGAGCACGUCGAACAGUUGAUAGCCACCUUCGAUUCGUUUAUUUCGAACCUCGGGGCCAAUGAGCAGAGAGUUUUCUCGACCGUUACCAAAGGCGAACAAUUGGUUACCGACAAUAGUCCGUACCGUGACAUCAUUCGGAAGAAGGUCGAUGACACCAAAUUGAUGUGGGAUGAACUGAAGGAUUUGGUUAAUGCACGUCAAGAGGCGUUGGCCGGUGCUAAACAGGUGCAUGUGUACGAUCGGCGAGCUGAUGAAACAAUUACUUGGAUCGGUGAGAAGGAAGCCUCGCUUAUGUCCGAGGAUUAUGGCCAAGAUUUGGAAACGAUUCAAGCGUUGGUACGUAAGCACGAAGUGUUCGACACAGAAUUGGCUCCAGUCAAAGAGCAAGUGGAGUCAGUAAUUGGUGAGGCAAGGAAAUUGGCUGAAACAUUCCCAGACGCAAAGGAACACAUCGAAGUCAAGCGCGACGAAACCAUUGAAGCGUGGUCGGAUUUGAUGGACAAAAAUGUUGCGCGAAAGGACAAACUUAAACAGGCCGAGCAAUUGCAGGCUUACUUCGACGAGUAUCGCGAUCUAAUGGCCUGGAUCAACGAAAUGGUCGCUAAAGUCACUGCACCUGAACUGGCGAAAGACGUUGCCGGUGCUGAGGCAUUACUAGCACGUGUCAAAGACCAUCGCGUCGAAAUCGAAUCGAGGAACGAGGCAUUCGACCAUUUCUAUCGCGACGGAAAGAAGUUGAUCGGUGACAAGCAUUUCCUGGCGCAUGAAGUGCAGGAGAAGAUUUUGGUACUGCAACAACGUAAGCAUUUGUUGGACCACACACUGGAGAAGAGACGAGAGAUAUACGAAUUGAAUUUGGACACGCAGAUGUUCUUGCGUGAAGCGGAAAUACUAGAAAGUUGGAUUGUCAGCCGUGAGCCGCAGUUGAAGGAUGCCAAACUCGGUGAUUCCAUUGCUCAAACGGAGGAUCUAAUUCGUAGACACGAGGAUUUCGAAAAAACGGUUGCGGCUCAAGAGGAUAAGUUCCAAGCGCUGAAGAGAAUCACAAUGCUGGAACAAGCAUUUAGGAAGCAGAGAGAGGACGAACUAACGGCGAAACGAGCGGAGAAGGAGCGUAUUGAAAAGGAGAGACUCGAGGCGCUGAAACAGAAGGAAGUUCAACGAAUUACCGAAGAGCGACGUCGCAAUGAGAAACCCAUUGACAUCGUGAACGGUGUUUCCGAAAAGCCUCCAAUAUUUUCGUCGCCAAUGGUCAAAACCAAUAAUUCCCAGCAACAGACACCACAAAACAAUUCAUACACCACACAACCGGAACAGGUUGGCAUCACCGUACAAAAGUCCAAUUCCGUGGCCAACAUAUUCGGUGAUCGUUUGCGACGAUCAUCCGAUCCGAGCAAAGUAAAACGGGCCGAAAGUAUGAAAAUCGUGCCGAAAACACCGAAACGUACACCAUCGUUCACCACCCGUCGUCGUGCGCAAAGUUUCCGUAAGAAUCAGACCGCCGGCGAUUUCGAUUUACCUCCAGUCGAGAUACAAGGAAUGCUUGAGCGUAAGCAUGAAUUGCAAUCCGGUGGCAAACGGGCGCCGGUUCGAUCAUGGAAACCAUUCCACACGGUGCUGUGCGGGCAAUUAUUGUGCUUCUUCAAGGACGAAGAUGACUUCUUCCAGAAGAAGGCCGCCACCGCUCCGGUCAACAUUCUGAAUGCCAACUGUGAGAAGGCCGAGAACUACACGAAAAAGAAAAACGUUUUCCGAUUGAAGUUGCCCGAUGGAUCGGAGUUUCUGUUUUUGGCCGCUUCCAAAGAAGACAUGAUCGAUUGGGUGAACAAAAUUUCCUUCCAUGCAGCCCUACCGCCAAAUCUACAGUUGCUCAGCUACGACGAGUCGAUUAAGCAAUCCACCAACUCACCCGAAUCCAAAGGCAACAAUCACGAUCACAUGGAAACAUCGCCAAUUAGUUCGCGAACAUCAUCACCAGAUUCGCAACGACGAAGUUCACGACACGAUUCGAUAGGCAGCAGUAUGUCCGGUGGCAGUACAACACCGCAAAUAAAUUUUCUUCAAAAGCAAAAGGAACUGAGGGAGCAAUUACAUCAACAACAUCAAACAUCACCUCAUUCGGCAACGUCAUCCUCAUCGUCGCCACAAUCACCUCAACCGCAAUAUUACAGUCCAGAUAAGCCGCCAAUACCACCACGGGGUUAUCCGCCACCAGUUCCACAACGUCAGUCCAGCAACGACAAUAUGAAUGUCACGUUACGGAACCGAAAUCACAGUGGAAGUGAUUCCGGUGGUGAUGCAAACAGCAAUUAUGGAAAUGUGACGCGUCCGUAUUCAAUGCAACCAUCACCCAGUCAACCGAUUCACGAUGUUCAAAAUGGUGCGUCCGACGACAAUUGGCGAAGUCAUGGUGAAGGUCGCGUGGAGAGACCUCCACCGCUACCAACGACACUGCCGCCAUUGGGCCAACAGCAAAUCAAAGUGACAUCGUCAUCGUAUCAGACGACCAACAGCUACAAAGACCAUCAUCAUCAUCCCGGCACGAUGAAUCUGAAUUCGAACACGUUCCGCGGCCAUCACCAGCAAUCGAGUCCGGUGCGAUCGACAACCACAUGGCAUCAACAUUAUACCAGCGGUGGUAGUAAUAGUCCACAGUCUUACAGUCACAAUUUCAUCAAUCACGAACGAUCGGCUAACGUGGCUGCAGCUGUUGCCGGUUGGGGACAGGAUCGAUUCAAUGUAACACCAAAUCGACCCGUUUCAAUGCCAGUAGAUCCAUCGUCAGCCGGCCGCGUGUCGGCGGAAAGCAGUAGUGAAAGUGAAGCGCAUUCGGUGUCGUCGGUUAGCGGUAAAAGUGGCAGCAAAGACAAAGAUAAGAAGAGUGGAAUGUUUCGGUUUUUGAAAUCGAAGAAAAAUGGCAAGUAAAAAGUGGGUGGAACGGAAUGACUUUCCGUUCCUCUUUCUUCUUUUUUACAGAAAAAUUAUUUUUUACAAAAUAUUUUGAUUCUUCAAUUAUUGGUUGGGAAGAAAUGUAUUUAGACUUAGGGACCAAGUAGAGCAUUUAAUUUAUGGCAAUCGAAGUCAGAGGCAGAAUUUUGUCUAAAAAAAACAAUUUUGUCAUCAAAACGAAAUUCAAUUUUAUUACCAACGUGUUGUAUGUGUUGAACAUUUUGAUAAUUUUAGUCAUUAAAGACAGUUGCCAAAUUUUUGUUCUAUUGGAUUUUUGUUUUAUCCAGAAAAUAAUUCUACAAAUUUUAAGCGUAAGAAAAUCAGUAAAAAGAAAAUAUUGCGAGCGAGUGAUGUAAAAAUUAGAUAGGAAUUUUGUUAAUCCAAUGAAUCCGAUAGAAGUUAAUAAAGUUUUACACGAACAACAGAACCGUUGUUCAGAUUUGUCGGAGAAAUUUAUGGAAAUAUGACGGUGUCGUCAUUUCAAUUUCUCUGAUUUCUCUGAUAAGAGAGAACUUUUAUUAAAGGAAACGAAACGUUUUUCAGUUUUGUUUUUCCUGUUUCCUUCUUCAGUUUCAUUUUUGUUUUAAGCAUAACCCUUUUUUUGUAACUUAAUUGCCUUGUGUACUUCAGAACCGAUGAUACAAAUUUUAUAAAAUUAAAAAAAAAAUUAUGAAAAUUAACAAUCGAAAGAUAAAAAUGUUUUUUCGUCAGUAAGGAAAUUAUGUAAUAUGUAAGAUGAUGAUUAUUUCAUAAUAAUAUAUUUAUCAUAGAGAAAUUAUGA